GGUUCAGCUUGUUGAUAAGCUAACUGGCUACAUGCUAGCUGCAGCUGCUCAUCUGUUCGUGGACAUUAAUUAACCGGAGAGCAGAAUGAGUUGAAGAGGAGUUUACCGGCAGCGGGACGGUUCAUGUCGCCAGUAAACGUCGCGUUUUAACGAUUUUAUGGAGGGAAAAAAUGCAGCAGUUUGUGGUUGUUCUAAAGUUGGCUAAUCAGCGAUGCUGCCGACUGACUGACAGAGAAACCAGCUGAUUGUCCUCCUGCAGCAUCCAAUAUGAAUCCUGUCUGAGGGACCAGAAUGGACAAACUGAGCCGAGUGUGUCGACCUCAGAGGAUCAGCGAAUCCUCAAAAGUCUUCCGCUGGGUGGAUCAGGCUUCAGAGCUGCUUCAGGGCCUCGACCAGCAGCGACUGCAGGGUUCCUUCUGCGAUGUGGUUCUGGUGGCCGACGAUCAGAGGGUUCCGGCCCACCGAGCCCUGCUGGCCGUCUACAGCCAGUAUUUCCACGCCAUGUUCACCCUGGGGAUGAGGGAGGAGCACCAGCAGGAGGUGGAGCUGGUGGGGAUGUCCUACAUCGGUCUGAAGGCUGUGGUGGACUUCCUGUACAGCGGAGAGCUGCAGCUGGACGGAGGAAACAUCGACCAUGUUCUGGAAGCUGCACACCUGCUGCAGGUGUGGCGGGUGGUGGAUUUCUGCUGCCAGUACCUGGAGAAGGAGGUGAGUGAGGAUAACUACCUCUACCUGCAGGAGCUGGCUCUGCUCUACAGUCUGGAGCGACUCGACGCCUUCAUCGACCGCUUCAUCCUCGGUCGCUUCGCCACGCUCUCCUUCACCCCCGAUUUCCUUCGAGACAUUCCUCUGCGCAAACUCACCUGCUACCUCUCCAGUGGACAGGUUCAACACGACAGCGAGCAGGCCCUCCUCCAGGCCGCCCUCCAGUGGCUCAGCCAGACGCCCGACCGGACCGCCCAUGCCCGCCAGCUGCUCUCAAGCAUCCACUUCCCCCUGAUGCCGGUGGGCGACCUGGUGGGCCGGGUUCUGCCGGCGGUGAGGGCCCUGCUGCCGGAGGAGGCUGGCUGUGAGGCGCUGGUGGAGGAGGCGCUGGGAUACCACCGACGACUCACCGCUCAACCGCUACUACAGACCGGACGGACCACACUGAGGGGGGGAGUGGAACGACUGCUGCUGAUUGGAGGAGAGGCGUCAGAGUGGGGGGAGGAGCUGAGCGCCAACGUUUGCCGGCUGGACGAUGAAACAGGAAGUUGGGUGGUGGAGACGGAGCUGCCAGCCCGGCGGAGCCACCACUGUCUGGCGGUUCUGGGUGGCUUCAUCUUUGCUGCUGGCGGAAGUUCGUCCAGAGACAACGGUGGAGACGCUGCCUGUAACCUGCUGUACAGAUACGACCCCCGACACAACCAGUGGACCAGGGGAGCUCCAAUGAACCAGAGGCGGGUGGACUUCUACCUGGGGGCAGUGGGAGAAUGUCUGAUUGCUGUAGGAGGGAGGAACGACACCGGAGCUUUGUCCUCUGUGGAGGUUUACCAUCCUGCUGAGGACUGCUGGUCCUACGUGGCCGGACUGCCCAGGUUCACUUAUGGCCACGCUGGGACGGUCCACCGCGGCGUCGUCUACAUCUCCGGCGGUCACGACUAUCAGAUCGGCCCGUACCGCCGAGACGUCCUGAGCUACGACCCUUCGAGGGACGGCGACGUGUGGACGGAGCGCCAGGCCAUGUCUCUGGCCCGCGGCUGGCACUGCAUGGCCUCGCUCAACCACCUGAUCUACGCCAUCGGAGGCAGCGACGACCACGAGGACACCACCGAGCGCUUCGACAUCCUGCAGGUGGAGUCCUACGAUCCCCGCGGCGGCCAGUGGACUCAGGUUUCACCGCUGCUGCUGCCCAACAGCGAGGCGGGCCUGGCCGUGUGGGCGGGACGCAUCUACGUGCUGGGAGGCUACAGCUGGGAGAAAAUGGCGUUCUCCAGUAGCACGCAGGUGUUCGACCCGGACAAAGGCUCCUGGACCAAAGGGCCCGACCUGCCCAAACGCAUCGCCGGGGCCUCCGCCUGCGUCUGCACCGUGAAGCCUUUACCGACCGCAGCCUCGCCAGAGAAGAAGAAAGCUGGUAGAGGCGUGAAAGGAAGGUCACAUCCAACGUAAGAGAAAAGAGAGAGAAACACACUCCUGAUACCUUUAACAGUGUUUUUUUUAAACGUCCGUUCCACAACUAUCCUCACAGCAAGAGGCAGAGCAGCUACAAUAAUCUCCGAAUUAAGCAGUUUUACUGUGUAAAAUACCAGAUACACGUGUGUUUACAUGUUUGGUCAUUCGUCUCUGGUUUGCUUCAGCAUUCAGGCGCCUUUCUGUCUUUUUAAAGUCAAGAAAUUAGAGCUUGAUGCAGCUGAAACACUGUCGUUGCUGGGGAUGAAUCUACACAAUGCAGACCUGCAAGUAAACGGCAACAACAACUGACCAGUUCCAGUUUGGAGCAAACAAGAAAAAGAUCUAAACGUGCUACAGGGUCAUAGUUAAGCGGAUAAGACUGAAAUUUGGGGUCAAUAGUUCACUUUUUCAGGAAAGCACCAAAUUUGGUACAUAGUAUGUCACCAUACAAUUGAUUUAAGAGGAGAACCUCAAAAAUCUAAGCCCCCUGGUGGCCGCCAUCUUGAAUUCAAAUAUGGCCGCCUUGCUAAACCUAUUUAUGUAAUAUCUCCCUAAAUACGGCAGAUACAAAGUUACUUUCAAGAUCUACCCCCAUUGUUUAAGGGUCAGCGGAUUCAAUAAAGCCAUUUAUAACAGUGUUUUAUAUAUAACAGCCACCAGGGGGCUCAGAUUUUUGGGGUAAUCCUCUUAAAUCAAUUGUAUGGUCAUAUACUAUGUCUGUACCAAAUUUGGUGCUUUCCUGAAAAAGUGAACUAUCAUUUGACUUAUAAUAUUAAAUCACUGAAAAUGGAAUAAUUGUUACCUAUUUAAAGCAGAUAAACCAGGUCAAUGCUUUGUCUCCUGGACAGAAAAGAAGCAGCCGUGCACUUUGAGCAAGAUGCUGUUGUCCAGUCUUAGCUUAGAAACGGUGUCAAAGUACUAACCAGCUCCACAAAAACAUCGAUUCAUGUUCUAAACGACUCGCUAACCGGUGAGGAGGCUGAUCUUUUUUGUCUCGGAAUUUCAGCUUUAGCUUCACUAUUUCUGUAUCUAACCGGGUUUUUUGUUUCAAAAUCAAGUCUGAAAUGAUGAUAUUUAUACCAACCCAUGUUAGCUUUGUUAACAAACAAAACACCAGCAACAGAAAAAAAAGAAGUGUUCACUGCUUUCAGUUUAAAUCUGCUGUGAUUACCGGCUGCGUGUCGGAUCAUUAGCACUGCACACGGUUGAGUUCAUUGUUCCUCAUUUGUCAGAUAUUGAGCUGGCAGACAGAAAGGCCGUAGAAAUCCUCCUUUCAGAUUUAAGAAGAGUUAGACGAGCCGAUAUGAAGGAAAAAUGUGACCACAAAGACACAAAAUGACUGAGAACAGGUGCAAAAUUACUGUAAUGAAAGAUAUGACUGAAGCAACAAAAAAUGAUGCAAUCACAAAAAUGAAAAACAAAAUGACUGAGAUGAGACAAAAUGAGUAAAGUGAGAUGUAAAAUGACUAAACUGCAAAAAUGAGAGAGAAAACCCAACUAAAACGGGACACAAAAUGAUACGAGAUGCAAAACGACCGAAAUCAGACACAAAAUGACUGCAAAAAGAGGUGAAAUGAGAUAGGAAAGCAACAAAAAAUGAAACAAAAAUCACAAUAAUGUAAAACAAAAUGACUGAGAUGAGCAAAAUGAGACUAAAAUGAAACACAAAAUGACCAAAAUGAGAGAAAACCCUCGUAGAACGGGACACAAAAUGACCAAAAUCAGACACAAAAUGACCGAGGAGAGGUACAAAAUUACUGCAAAAAGAGAUGAAAUGACUGAAAUGAGACACAAAAAACAAAAAAUUGUAUUAAAAUGAGACAAAUCACAAAAAUGAAAACUGAAAUGAGACAAAAUGAGUAAAAUUAGACACAAGAUGACCAGAAUGAGAUGUAAAACGAAACAAAAAGAGAGAAAACCCUCGAAAACGAGACGCAGAAUGACCUGAAUGAAUGACAAAUCAUUUGUCAAACAUUCUCGGAGCAAAAUUAAAACUGCUGCAGCCAAUGAGAUCGCUCCCAGUCAGGCAUCAGAGCCUGAAGGAAGCAGCGUGAACCUCAACAUACAUUUAAAUGAUUAUUUAUUGUUUUGUAUGAUCCACACAGAGUGCAUGUAAUGAAGUUAAACAUUAAAUGUGCUCACUGCUGCUCAUUGUAAUAAAAUAUGACGUGCUUCUGAAGUUUGUUUGUACAUUUCCAUUAAUAAAAUGUCUAAAACGUU
Acanthochromis polyacanthus (spiny chromis) is the source of this 4374-nucleotide messenger RNA. RefSeq names its product kelch-like family member 36 (gene klhl36). The record is from RefSeq and is a predicted model, not a curated record. Bases 292 to 2151 code for a protein of 619 amino acids. Gene Ontology annotation, molecular function: cullin family protein binding. Lineage: Eukaryota; Metazoa; Chordata; Actinopteri; Pomacentridae. The transcript is spliced from 9 exons.